Molecule: messenger RNA, 1929 nt
Organism: Effrenium voratum
Lineage: Eukaryota; Dinophyceae; Suessiales; Symbiodiniaceae
Source: the annotation of a GenBank genome assembly
AUGUCGCGUGUUUCGUGGUGCUUCGCGGAGCUGCGUGGCCUGCAAACCUUGGCUGAGGCCUGGGAUGAAGAAGGCUCGGGCGAGGCCCGGGCACGCGCCUCGAUCAUCGACGAUGUGUGGGCGCCCGGUGUGGUGACCGAUGCUUCCAUUCAUGCCAUGGACUUUCAUGUCAGAGACCUCGGGGUGCCAAAGUGCUUUAUGGUGAUUCGUGGUCAUGAGGCCCGGAACCAAGCGCGGCGGAAGACUUUCAAGCCGGGCAGCAGGACCUGGGGCUUUGGCAUGGCAGUUCCAGAGGGCCGCCACGUGAGACGCGAGCCCCAGGCGCUGAGUGACUUCGACGAAGCCUUCUGCUUGCUGGACAAUGGUGUGGGAGUGGCUGUUAGUGCUGCGAUGGCCCGUCGCGCGGCGCUGUACAGCCGCAGCGACCUGCCGGUGCUGGAAGCUGCGCCCAGGGCUGCAGAGACUGUAGCGCCGCGGUUCCUGCUGGAAGUGGCCGAGCAGCUGAAGCCGCGGAAGGCUGCUGGGGUGCGGGCGGAAACUUCCGUCAAGCCGUGCAAGUCAGGUCUCACGAAGAAGCUGUCGCGGGGAGGCGAGGAGGACGUGCUGUCUGAAUGGGCCAAGUCUUGGCUUCAGCCUUCUGGCGAAGUCUUCAAGGACUUUGGCCGCUUCCAGGAGCGAAUCACGCACCGCUUCCGCUGCUGGCACGCUGGGCAGGCUGGAAACGGCUUCGUGCCGUUGCCGGUGCUGCCGCCGGCUCCGGCAGAGAGGGAGAGGAGCAAGUCGCGGCGGCUGGUGCCAAGGAGGUGGCGAAAGCUCAACCCGCUGCUUGAAGGCAGCACUGCUGGUGGCGCCGAGGGCGCAGAGGAGUACAAUGACGAGGACUCCGAGCUGCCACGCUCGCCUGUGAAGUCCAUGCGCGACAUCACCUCGGCCAGCGUCAUGAGCAUUGGCCCUCCAAGCCGAAGCUUCCAGCCACAUGGGGUGUUUCGAGAGGCUUCCUUGGCUGAGACCUCUUUGGCUGAAACUCUUCCGCUGCUCCGCUGUCCAGCGGAGUUCCAGGAGCCGCACCGCAUGCCCAAUUGCGAGUCCCUGACCACCAGCCCCGAGUUCCUGUACUUCCGGCUUUGCGAGCUCUCUGGGCAGCUGCCCUGCAGUGAGGCCAUUCUGGCCUUUGGGGCCGUGCUCGCCGCCUUGGGGCGGCUUGUCGACGCAGUCAAGCAGGAUCGGAUGUGCGGGCCAGUGGUGCUUCAGCAAGAUGUGCAAGAUGUGCCGACGAACGCCCGCAUGGAACCUGCAAAUUUCAAGCAUCACGACGAGGAUGAGCUGAUCAGGCAAGUCCCUGGGCUGCUUGAGCGCAUGAACGAUGCAGCUGAAGCGACAAACAGGUUGGAGUUCGAGCUCAGCCAAGCGCAAGCGAGACACAAGGUGGCUCUCAGUGAGUGGACCCGCCUUUACGAUGAGCUGCGCGCGCGGCAUGGGAGCCUCAGCGGCGCCAUCGAUCAUGCCAAGCCCUAUUUCGAGGCCCUGCGCGAGUGCCAGGCCGCCACGCGGCGGGCGCAGCAAGUGCGGCAGUUGCAGCGGAGGCGGCGGCAGCAGCUGAAGGCGGUAGAGGACGCGGGCCAAUCUGGGCUGCUGCGCGAGGAGCUGAGGAGCUGCGACCAAGAGUUCGAGCUUGCCAGCCAGGAGCUUAGCCGCACCCGUGCGGCGCUAGCAGCACAGCGCAAGAAAGUGGGUGCCGCGACCAUUGAAAACGCCCGACCGUGCUUUGGCUCUCCUUCGCGGCAGGCACUGGCGCAGGCGCAGGAGGCGGUGGCGCAGGUGGCGGAGCGCAUCGCGGCCGCCAAGGCCGACUACAAGGAGAGCCUCAUGGAGCUGAAUCGCAUCAGCGACGCGGUUCAUGCAGCCCGCAGCCAAUGGAACUUUGCAUAA